UUGAGAAUCGUCAUGAAAGACGAAAGCAGAUGUUGAUUAUCUACAUAUGAUUCAUCCUUUUGUUUUUAAAACUGUUAUGAAUUUAAAGCCUUGUGGACUUUGGGUGGACAUUUAUAUGAGGUACAGAGUUGGGUAUAACACAUUACAAAGGAAAGAUAAUGUACUUUACAUGCCACUGUAGCAGCUAAACCCAUACAAUGAUAGCUUAGCUGUUCCUCCCCUUGGCUAGCGACACCAAACUAGCCUAGUUAGAAAAGUUUUAUAUUUUAUCCGUCAGGUAGUUGUACAAACAGUGACAACACCCGAGGCAGGUUUUAUGAUAAAUCCAACUUUUUCUGAUCAUGUCAAGUCUAAAAUUACUGAAAGAACUUCGAGUUUCACUUUGUAGUGUAUUUUCGUAGGCUUGAUAGGUUUUGAAAGUAACGUGAAAGUAAUGAGUAAUCGGAUCACUUUUUACAUGCAGUGAUCAGUAAUGUAAUCAGAUUACAAUUUUAAAGUAGUAAUUACUCAUCUGUAUUGGAUUACCUUUUUUUUUUAGUGACUUACCCGACAAUGACGAUGCAGUUUGAUUACAUUAUUUGUAAUAAAACACUAAGACUGUGUGCAGUGCUUAAUUUGUAAAACAUGAGGUACCAGAACACCAAGGGACAGGUGCUCCAGCAAGUGGACAUAGAGAGAGAAUUUUUGGAAGGGAGGUGACAAUAAUUUAAUAAAUUAAUUUUAUUAGGCUUCGGUUUAAAAUGUAAAAGAAAAAAUACGAAUAAAAUCACUGUAAUGGAUAAUAAUUAUUUUUGUCACCUCCUUUAAAAAUUACAAUUGGCUCGUUUAUAUGAUGACCAAUUGAUCUACACACCUUAUCAGUCACGCACAGUUACUUUAUUUAAUUGUAUUUUUUUAUUAUUAAAAGAAAAAAAGCUGCAGAGGUGCCUGAUCAACAUAAAUACAUAAAUCCAGAUUAGAUACUGGCGUAUGGGAUCUCGUCUUUGUAGCUUUUACAGGGUUAGUGUUUUUCCUCUGCACAGUCGCCAUCUAGUGGGCAUUAUGUUAAACAACACAAGGUUUUUAUUCUGAAAUGCAUGUUGUGGGCGGAGUCACCCAGCAGCCGCCCGUUCUGAUUGGCUGGCUCUCAGCAACAGCUGGCCAUGCGCAGCUCCAGUGAUCCAGCGGUGCUGAGGCUCUUUGAAGCAGACAUCCAGGCUACAGACUUUGGAUUAGUAGUUCGGUUGAAGUGGGCGGACCUAUGAAGAAAAUGAUAUGUAGGCCACAUGGGAUCAGAAGGGAAGGAACAAUGAAAAUUUAAGAGAUCAAGUUAACACUGUUUGGAAAAAUGAAGAAAAAGGGGAAUGUAGGUGUGAUGAGGCAGAGUAAGUCAGCUACUGACAUUACACCAGGAAUUCUGGACCUAAAAGAUGACUUCCGCUGUUUCCAGAGCAGGCUGGGAACUAGGUCAUUGUCACAUGACAGUAUCUUUCUGUUGGAACAGCGUCAAUCAGACCCUGAGCCACCAAGAGUUCUUUCCCAGGAGAAUGUCCAUGGAAAAAUCCAAGCACUGCAAAUGAAGCUACAGACACAAAAGAUGCAUCUAGGUCCACCACCUUUGGUGUUGACCAUUAAACAAAUUGAAGACCCCUCUGAAGUCCUGACAUUGUCCAAAAACCUGCCACACAAGGUAACCAAGUUUACACACAGCCAGCCUGACCAAAUGCCCAUAACUAUUUGCCAGAGCCAUAUCUCCCUGAAGUUCUCACCUGGUUUCCCACUGAAGCUGAAGCUAAGCAGGGUUCUGGUGUGUGAAGGCAGUGCAGACAUUAAAUUACUUUUAUGGUUCAAUGGUACUUUAUUAGCCACUGUCUCACAGAGAAAAAAAAUCCAAAUGUCUAGUGCAUACUUAUACAUUUUUAAUUUAUUACUUUUAAUUCAGUCCCACCUGAAGUCUACAUCACAGGGAGUUUUACCCCAUCCAAUCAGCCCCACACUGCCACCAUUUUAUUCCUCUGCACCUUCACCUGGGGUAGAUUUCAGCACCCUUCCCCAGUUUAUCCCCUGCCUGGACAACUCUGCUGCCCGCCAUCGGAUGUCCAUUAAGCCUCGGAAUCAGAGAGCCAGCACUAAGAGCAGAAGAAUGCCCACCUCAGUGAGUCUGACUCACUCAAUCCAAGAUGGAAGCAGACCUUGCUCAGAGAGUAUGAUCAUCCUGGAACGGUCUCUAACUGAGAGUAAAGAAGAGGACGGGAUAGCUGUGACCAAGGAAAUGACCCAUGUUCGGUCCUACUCCUCGCAGAUCAUUAGGCCAGGGAAGGGCCUUAUCGCUCCUCCAAUCAAAAGCCCAUGUCUGACUUUACCUCUAAAAUUACCGGUGGGAGCUGAUGAUGAUGACGAUCACCGACUUGCUAUGAGUCAAUGUAAAGAAAAGGUAGUGCCAACUGUGUGCACCACUGCAGAUGUAGGAACUAAGCAGAUACUGAAAUCGGCAGAAGAAAUGGCUGCUAAACGUCCUAGCUCUGCUGGGCACACCAGUCGUAAGGGGAGUGGAGACCAUAAAGAGAGUCUGUAUAGCUCCAAACUUAAGGGCGUUGAAGGCAGUGCUGUUUCGAUUGUAAGCUCUGUAUAUACCCCACGUCUCAUUUUGUUAGGUACUGAGCAGUCUCAGCCAAAAACUGACAAGGACUUUAACACAGUAACGACUCAUUUUAAGAGAAAUGCAUUGACCCAAGUCCAAGACACAAAGCAGGAACAUAAUCUUCAAAGCCAGCCACUGAAACCCCUUUCAAUGCACAAAAAUACAUCACGCUUAGAUAACAAAUUUGAGGGCAGAAAUAUACACCAAAUCUCUUCAAUGCCAAUUUCCAGUGAGGACGGAUGCCUACAGGAGUCCACAACUCAACAACGGUCUCGAAGCUUUUAUAUCUCCUCAGAUAAAAGCCACGAGAGGCAGAGAACCGGAAGCUUCACUGGACACAUGGAGCAACCAGGAGGAAAGAGAGAGCAUGUCUUUCCACUCACAAAACCUUCAUCAACCCUGAAAACACAGGAUCUACACAAGAAUGCACAAGUAAGAGCAACAGGGAAAGAUCCAUUACAGACAGGAGUUACCAGCAUUACAGCAGUUUCAUCCAAGCCUAGAGAGCUGACAGCAUCUGUGUCUGCUGGUCAAGAAAGAGUGGACAGUCCAGCAAAUAAAAACCGAGAUGUGGUAGUGGAGACUCAGCAGAUAGUUAAAGAGGUAGAUGAGGCAAAUAAGGAGAAAAUGAACAUGGUCAGUAAGGAGCAGAAAGAGGAAAGGAGUGCUCCAGAAGUGAAGCUGCACACCAUAUCUACAUCAGAGUUCAAUGUCAAACAGCAUAACCCUGAAGUCAGGAGUCUGAGCACACCUUGGAUGCCAGAAUCUACUACUCCUUCAGCUGUAGGCCCGAAUGACAGCAAAGCGGGGUCUUUAAGAGAACCUUGCACAGUUCUCAGAAGUCCUCCACUCUAUAACACUGAACUCUUUAUAUCUUCUGAGUCGCCAGUGUUCUCCAGUAUUCGACCUCAGAGUGCCAGAAGGGACCAAGAGAAAGCUAGACUAAUUAGAUUUCCUGAUUUGCAGGGUUCAGCUCAGUCGCCGGGUUCACCUAUUAACAUCACUGUGAGUUCGCCAGUGUGUGUGAUAGAGAAAAGUCCUCUACAAACAUGUGCAAAAGAGUCAGGAGAGGCUUCCACUGAGCUAUCUUGGAUGACUAUGGCCCGAGAAAAGACCAGAAGUCUCCAGCAACUUUUUACAAACACACUGAAUGACCUUGCUGGCCUGCAGACAGCCACACGACCAGCUGCAUCCCCACUAACCCAGAUAUCUUCACAGCCCAGUGCAGGACCUAUAAGGCCUAUACAUCAAAUAUCAUCUUCACAGCCCUCUGUCAGUCCAUUAGAGACUCAACUUCCAACUGUACAUGCUUCUGUAAGGGCAAUGCAACCAACUCAACCACCAACUAUGAAGACUUCCAUCAGCCCGGCACAGCCAUCCAUAGAUCAGUCAGGAGGAGUUGAUUUCUCCUUCAAACGAAUUCUUUCACCAACAAGUCAAGUACAACCAACACAUCUCAGUGCCAGACCAGGACAAAUGUCUACUCACUUAGCUUCAAAACCAGUGCAACUGACUGGAAUUUAUAUACCACCUACCCAGUUCAAUCCUCAAAUGAUACAUGCACCACAGCAGCAAUUAUACCAGUUGUCAAUACAUCAAGCUCAUCCGAUCCAGCAGUCUCUGCCACAAAGUGUGCCAAAACCUGAAGCAUCACAAUCCUUGCGCCUAUCAUUGAGCCCAAAGCUGACACGUCAUCAGCCUGCCCAUCAAUCUCCCUCGCCGAUUUCACAGCACAGGCCACUUGGGGAAAGCUUGUCCUCUUUGCCUUUAAGGAAAAUGGACUGGACCUCCUUGCCCCAGGGAAAAGUCCCAACAGAAAGCCAAGCUCAGUAUGCAGGAGGCCUGGGGAGCAAAGCUUUACUUGUCGAGCAAUGGCACCACCAAAAACCUGACGCAGUCAAGGUAGUGGACCAGAAAUCUACACCAGACUCCCGAACCUAUCAGCCUUUGGAUGAAUUUCUAACCAUUUCCAGUCAUGGAAAGUUCACAGAAUUAGCAGCUUCUCCUGGUCCCAUGAGGUUAGAGCGAGAGGCCAAAUGUCAGAAGAAAACAUUACCACCGCCAUCACCUUCUUCAUCGUCACUCCUUCAGUCAAACAAUGAUAGUAGACAACCUACCUGGAUGGAGCUGGCAAAGAGGAAAUCUAUGGCAUGGAGUGAUAAGACUAUGGACUGAAUUAGAUAUAAGAGAGCAUACUAAGUUGUAAAAUUUCAGGAAGGACUGAGAAGACAGAAUAUCUCAUCUAUCAAGUUUGUGUGUUUGUGUGGGUGGGCAGAUAAAAAAGCAGUGGAAGGAGAAAGAAAAAAACAGUACAAGAAGAACAACAAGGUCUUGCAACUCCCACAAGCAAACAAUUACACAAUAUUUUCCUAUACCCUUGGUUUUGUUAUUCUCAGGUUAAUCACAUAGUGGUUUUAUUAAGGAAUUCUAAUAUAAUAUAGUAUAAUAUAAUAUACAAAAAGAUACAUUUCUAUCUAUUUAUGAAUGAUAGUUUUUUUUGUUUUACUAAAUGUGACCAAUUUUAAUUAUAAGUUAACAUGUGGAAUUACAGAAUUAAAUGCAUAUUAGCAGAGGUAAAAUGAUAGUAAGUUAGUCUUUGAAACAUAUAGAUAUAUGUAUAUGUAUAAAACGAAAUAUAACAAAACAAAACAGUUGUGAACAGAUAAACUUCACUUUGAAAAGGAUUUUGCAA
Ictalurus furcatus (blue catfish) is the source of this 5312-nucleotide messenger RNA. It is a transcript of the gene cracdla, whose product is annotated as cracd like a. The transcript is spliced from 11 exons. The record is from RefSeq and is a predicted model, not a curated record. Lineage: Eukaryota; Metazoa; Chordata; Actinopteri; Siluriformes; Ictaluridae. Bases 1328 to 4795 code for a protein of 1155 amino acids.